This is a messenger RNA of Vitis riparia (riverbank grape), 1183 nucleotides long. RefSeq names its product thioredoxin domain-containing protein PLP3A-like. Lineage: Eukaryota; Viridiplantae; Streptophyta; Magnoliopsida; Vitales; Vitaceae. Gene Ontology annotation, cellular component: cytoplasm. The record is from RefSeq and is a predicted model, not a curated record. The transcript is spliced from 9 exons. The coding region runs from base 16 to 780 and encodes 254 amino acids.
CAGUGCUUAGUGGUAAUGCUCACUUUGCAUCUCCUCACUCUUAGAGAGACUAAUUCAUCUCUGCAAUUGCCCAAUAUUGCCUUGAAGAAAAUGGAUCCUGAUUCAGUUAAAACGACCUUGUCCAAUUUAGCAUUUGGAAAUGUAAUGGCAGCAGCUGCUCGAGAUUAUCAAAAGGAAGUGCUAUCUCAGCAGAAGGCACAAGCUUCCAAUUCAAUCAAUCAGGAGGUUGAUCUUGAUGAGUUAAUGGAUGAUCCAGAGCUGGAAAGAUUGCAUGCAGAUAGGAUUGCAGCUCUUAAGAAAGAAGCUGAGAAGCGACAGGCUUUAAAGAAGCAAGGGCAUGGAGAAUACAGGGAGGUAACUGAGGCGGACUUCUUGGGUGAAGUCACUGGGAGUGAAAAAGUAAUUUGCCACUUCUACCAUCGGGAGUUCUACCGGUGCAAGAUAAUGGAUAAGCAUUUGAAAUCCCUUGCACCAAGGCAUAUGGACACCAAGAUUAUCAAGCUGGAUGCAGAGAAUGCACCAUUCUUUGUCGCCAAACUAGGAGUCAAAACUUUGCCUUGUGUCAUCUUAUUCAGAAAAGGGAUUGCAGUAGAUAGGUUGAUUGGGUUUCAAGAUAUGGGAGGAAAAGAUGAUUUCGCCACUAGGACACUCGAGGCUCUACUUAUAAAGAAAGGUAUAGUUAGUGAGAAGAAAAAAGAUGAAGAUGAAGACGGGGGUUAUCCUGAAAGCAGACGCAACACAGUGAGAUCAUCUGUGGAUCGAAACUCUGAUUCAGACUGAAAUGGAAGAAGUAAUUGAAGAGUUCAAUUGUGAUUGUGAGUUGCUUUUGGAAUGCUUAUUAGUGAUAUCGGUUUCAUAGCCAUAGGCAUGAACCAAUAAACAGCUAAAUUAAUGAUGGUAUUUGGGGAGAGAGGAAGUUCGAGUAUGUUCUGAUCCUCCUUAGGAUAUCCCAGAGGUCAUUGUAGAUUAUUUGGUUUCAUUUUAAUUAAAGCCUUGGAAUGGUCCUGUACUUAUGUAUGGAUGUAGAGGCUUGAGCUACAGGGCGGGGAAAAAAAAAAAAAUUGAGAUAGAGAUUGAGCUUGGGUAUAUUUGAAUAUGAGAAAAACUACUAUUUUUUGUUGCCUUGAGGCAGUGGAAUUGGGUAUAUUUCAAGUUAGCCAUAUAAUGAAAUCAGAAAUGCAGA